AUGUUAAGAUGUCCAAAGUAUUGGGCGACAGAACCAGCCAAGAAGAAGAGCAAAGACGCUGCUAAAAGCCGCAAGUCUGACCCUCUGGGUAAAGGGGUAUACAAGCACAAUGCAGGACCGGUUGGUUUUGCAAGAAUUGAAUACAACAUGACGGUUGAGAUUGGUGAACUUCCAUCCUACACAGACCUUGUCAGGAGGACACACGCGAAAAAGGAUGGGACUUUUGGGGACUAUCGUGCGGAAGAACUGGUAACUCAAGCUGAGAUGGAAGCUACUCAGGUCUCUAACACUAACAGUGAUGGAUCACCUCAAAGUCCAUCAGCAACCUCAGCUCCUUCUCGCAUUUUGUUAAACCAAGCUUAUCUGAAGAAUGCUAAAGGUAAGAGGGGGCAUGUCUACGGACUCGGCAGUGCCGAGUAUAGGGAACAUGCGCCAUCUGCAAGAGUCCCUGCUUCUCUGGCCCGCAACUUGGAGCUGGAGUUGCGUGUGAGUGGACUAGAGACAAGCUUGCAAAGUGUGACUGCUGAUGUAAGUGCAGUGAAGGCUGAUGUACGUGUUGUGAAGGAGGAUGUGGCAACAAUGAAUGAGGAAUUUGCAGCAACAAGGGCUGCAAUCACUGAGCUCAUCCAAUCACUUCGACCCCAAGCUAACCCUCAGCAACAUCCCCCUUCUACUCAGGCUCAAGACCCUUCGACUCAGGCUUAG
Messenger RNA from Brassica oleracea var. oleracea, 705 nucleotides. RefSeq lists its product as uncharacterized. The transcript has 3 exons. Lineage: Eukaryota; Viridiplantae; Streptophyta; Magnoliopsida; Brassicales; Brassicaceae. Bases 1 to 705 code for a protein of 234 amino acids. The record is from RefSeq and is a predicted model, not a curated record.